Messenger RNA from Exaiptasia diaphana, 890 nucleotides. Its product is annotated as NACHT, LRR and PYD domains-containing protein 9. The record is from RefSeq and is a predicted model, not a curated record. Lineage: Eukaryota; Metazoa; Cnidaria; Anthozoa; Actiniaria; Aiptasiidae.
AGACUAGAUGAGGUACUGCAGAACCAGCAACAGUUACAACAAAAUCAAGAAAAAAUACUACAUGGACUUGAUGAGCUAAAGCAGGACCAACAGCAAGGACAAGAGGACAUAAAGCAAGGACAGUCAGGUCUACAGAAAGGACUUGAAGAACUAAAACAGGAACAACAGCAAGGACAAGAGGACAUAAAGCAAGGACAGUCAGGUCUACAGCAAGGACUUGAAGAGCUAAAGCAGGAACAACAGCAAGGAAAAGAGGUAAUGAAGCAAGUGCAGUCAGGUCUAGAGAAAGGACUUGAAGAACUAAAGCAGGGCCAACAUCAAGGACAAGAGGAGAUACUCAAAGGAAUUCAUAACCUACAGAAACCAUCAACAUCAAAAGCCUCAGAAUUGUCAAGUGAAGAUGUGGAAGAGUACUCCAUCAAACUCAAGGAAGCAAUAACAAAGCAAACAGAUUUGCUACCAAAAGGACCCGAUCAAUCAAGACUGAAAACUGACGAUAUUUUCACAAAUCUGACCAUUUAUCACGGGAGAAAAGAAUGUCUACAGCAAACAGCAGAAGAAGACGAACGUAAAACGGCAACUGACGAUAUUUUUGCAAGACUGGCCAUUAAUCACAGGACAAAAAAAAGGCUACAGCAAACAACUCCAGAAGACCAUCGCCCACGUAAAAUGGCAACUGAACUUAAGCAAUGCUCUGAUAUAUUUGUUGGUGAAAAYGAAGAAGACGAUCCAAAGUCAAUUUUGGUUUCUGGCGAACCAGGUAUUGGAAAAACUUUGUUCUCGCAGAAAAUCGUCAGAGACUGGUCAACAAAUUGCAUAUCGAUCCCUAACAUUAAAUUUACAUACCUGAUAACGUUCAGGCAACUUGUCAUGCUUGGCAACAAAGAGCU